AUGCCCCACUUUUGCACCUUCAUACAGCAGGGAUUACCUCUGAGGGUCGCACGAACGUCAACACAAGUUGUAUUCCUGCGAGCACUAUUUCUCCCCCUGACUUAUCACACAUCACAUCCAAUGAGUGGAUUCUCUUUGGUGAUGAUUGGGAUGAAUGCCCUCCAGAAUAUAUGUAAGGAGGGCUCAGCAGAACUCAUUUGCGAACUGUCCUCUGACAAGCGGAAAUGCACUGCUACGGAUGCACCAUUACUAGCCUGGAUCCCUGAGUGCCAGGCAUUUCUAGAUGAAACGCUGCACCUCAAGGGUUGUGGAAAUGCAGGAGAUUCAUGUUUUUGUGGUCUCGCUGCACCUGUUUUCAGAUGUUGGGAUUGCUUUGGGAUUCACAUGAGCAAUCCCUUACACAGGAUUGAUGUAUCACCCUAUCAUAUGUGGAGUAACUCAUAUUUCCAGUGCACCUCCCUGAAACAAAUCAGUCUCUGCAUGCAGUUAGGUCAUAAUCCAGGUGAGAUCUGCUACAACCCUCAUCCCUCUACCGGGGAUGACUUCAUUGUAAUCGAUGUCCAUGGCAUUCAUGAGAUCAUGCUCGAUUUCUGUGGCUGUGCAAGCAGUCAGGUGCACUACAAACAGUUACUUCGUGCUCACUGGUAUCCAGCUACAACAUCUGAGCCUCAUACUGCUGCGACCUUCAGUCUACUCGAGCACUUCCAUCUCCUCUCAUUCAAGAGUAAGGUUUCCGCAUAUGAAUUCUACCAAUCCCUAGCAAGACGAAACAAUAAUGCAGGGUUGUUACCUAUAAGGGAUCGUUACUCUGCAUUCAUGCAUAUUGUGCGUGAAUGGUGCCAUGAUCCUGCUGGUGUCAUCGCCACCUCUGCGGGCGAAUUAGCUGCGCAAUGCCCAGUGUGCCCGCACUCUGGGAAAAAUAUACCAGAGGGCUGGCAAGAUGUGCCACUAACUGUUAGGUGGAAAUACACAUUAUUUGUUGCAAUCGAUGUGAACUUCCGGCUCAAAUGGAAGGCAGUCUCAUUGGAUAACAUCGACCCCAACCUCAAUUCUGGGUGGGCAUAUUUUGUUGAGGAGGCUGCGUACAAGUCAUACCUGGCAGAUCAAGCCAGUGUGAAACAAGAGUGCAGCACGUGCUCCUCCUGUGGUCUCGCAGUGACAGGUGUUGGGGCUGUGGACUGCGCUAGACACAACAUGAAACUGGCAAACAGUGUCGGAGACAGUAGACUUGCUGGAAGCCAUGCCAUCAAGAUUACAUAUUCCUCACUACUCCAUGUCCAUCCGGUUCUUCAUUCUGAAAUUCCACCUCAAAGCACACAUAGAAGAGUAUCAGCAGAAUUUUUCAUUCAAUUGGACCAAACACAUCGGACGAAUGGACGGGAAGCUCCCAAGCAUGGAUGUACCAAAGAAAUGGGUCCUGGGUCCCGUCGGGAUACCCUCGACAACCAUUUUGGGGACUGGAAUUGGAAAAAAAUCAUAGUGUUAGGUCUGUUCUUUUUCAGUUUUAUUAUCCUCUGUCAAGUGGAAAAGGGAAUAUGGGAAGCACUCACAGAGCUCGAGAAUACCAUCCAACCUACUCUCAUCAUUCAAUGGAGGAAGGAAGUAGAAGCCUGGGAGGAGGAUAAUUCUAACUCCAAUCCAUUUGAAAGUCGUUAUACUCGUAUCACACAGGCAGCAGUUUGGUUACAACUCGCUGAGCUUCAGGCUGGGACCAAUGUCUCCUUGCACACUGAUAUAUCUCCCAGCGGACUAAUCACUACUGGCAUGGAUCUGCAAGACCAACAACAGCGCCUGAAGAUGGACAUUGUUAGUGCGUCUCUCCACCCUACAGACAAGCAGAAGAGUAACAUGCAGCUACGCAUCACUACUCUGCAACGUCGUCUGGAUGCAUGGGCCCAUGUCCAGGAGUUGUACAUGCCUGUCAUGUCCCAACUGCAUCAUCAAACAUCGGACGCUAGUAUGUUGAAUACAGUGGAGCUAAAUCCUGACACCUUCAAGCUGUGGCUGCCAUCAGAACUCCAACCUAUGACAGUGUGCAACGAGAGCCUGGCAGCACAUGAAUGGAAGUUAUGCCAUGCGCAAGCUCUGGAUGCUCUCACCGAACUCCGAUCACACCUUCGCCUUUGGUCUCUAUAUACAUCUUCUACAUGCACGCAGGCCAUCAUCAAUGGUGUGGAACUGAGGAAGCAGGUUAGCGUCGAAAAGUACCGCCACGCAUGCAAUGCGCUCCUGACUCUCAGCCAUCGACUUCACCAGUCUGGCUGGGAAAUUCUCCUUCCACCACUCCUGGAUUCGGAUGUCCGACCUAUGGGUGAUAUGGAGAGCCAGGGUACUGGGACCAUCUCAUGGAUUUGGCUGGACUCACGGGCAGACAAUAGCAGCUCGGAGAAUGAGCAAGUUCAGGACUGUGAGUUUAUGAGGCAUAGUGUCCACGUGGAGUGGUGUAAAGCACAUGCCUGA
This is a messenger RNA of Suillus fuscotomentosus, 2460 nucleotides long. RefSeq lists its product as uncharacterized. The record is from RefSeq and is a predicted model, not a curated record. NCBI's taxonomy places the organism in Eukaryota, Fungi, Basidiomycota, Agaricomycetes, Boletales, Suillaceae. The transcript has 14 exons. Bases 1 to 2460 code for a protein of 819 amino acids.